GCAGAUUUAGUUUGCGGAAAGAACAAAAAAAGGCCUAGGUAGCAACUGUUUAAUUGGCGGGAGACUCAAUACUUUCAUAGCGACUACGAAAUGGCCUGAAGUAACAUCAUUUUUUAUCAGUGGAGUGAGGAAAACUUUGCAAAAAUGAGGCUACGUCGCUUUCUACUUAGAUAUUACCCGCCAGGUAUUAUCCUUGAAUAUGAACAGUCAAAGACAUUGAAAACAAAGUCAAUUGACCUUUUGGAUUUGAAACCAGAGUCUGAUGUUGAUGCAAUCCUUGAUGAUAUUGUUGCAAAGGAGCCGUUGGUGACACCAUCGAAAAUGGAGCAAGUUAGAAAGCUCAUCUUGCGGUUACAAGAAAAGCUAAGUCAACAAGACAGUAGAAAGUUCUACCUAUUCAAGGUUCUACGUGCUCAUAUUCUCCCACUUACAAAUGUAGCAUUCAACAAAUCUGGUUCCAGCUUUAUAACUGGCAGCUACGACCGAACUUGCAAAAUAUGGGACACUGCCUCUGGGGAGGAGCUUCACACUCUGGAGGGCCACAAGAACGUGGUUUACGCCGUCGCUUACAACAAUCCUUAUGGCGAUAAAAUCGCCACCGGGUCAUUCGAUAAAACUGCAAAGCUUUGGAAUUCUGAAACUGGAAAAUGCUAUCAUACAUUCAGGGGACAUACGUCAGAAAUCGUGUGUCUCUCCUUCAAUUUGCAAAGUACGGUUAUUGCAACUGGAAGCAUGGAUCACACUGCAAAACUGUGGGAUUUGCAAAAAGGAGUUGAAUUGUGUACACUCUCUGGGCAUUCUGCUGAAAUAAUUUGCGCGUCCUUCAAUACAGUGGGUGAUCAAUUGUUAACUGGCUCAUUCGACCACACUGUGAGCAUUUGGGAUGUGCGAAGUGGAAGGAGAAUUCACACGCUGAUUGGCCAUAGAGGAGAAAUUUCAAAUGCACAGUUCAACUUUGACUGUUCUCUCAUAGUCUCCGGCUCGAUGGACAAGACAUGCAAAAUCUGGGACACAUCGAGUGGAAAAUGUAUAGGAACUUUACGUGGCCAUGAUGAUGAAGUACUCGAUGUGUGCUUCGACUAUACCGGGCAAUACAUUGUCACUGGCUCAGCUGAUGGUUCAGCCAGAGUUUACAAUGCUGUCACGCAUCAGUGCAUCUGUAAGCUAGAAGGUCACGAAGGAGAAAUAUCAAAGGCGAUUUUCAACCCACAAGGUAACAGAAUCCUUACUGCUGGAAGCGACAAAACCGCUCGGCUAUGGGACCCUUUCACUGGUGAAUGCGUACAGAUCCUUGAAGGGCACACAGACGAGAUAUUCAGCUGUGCUUUCAAUUACGAGGGAGAUAUUAUCUUGACAGGGAGCAAAGAUAACACGUGUAGAAUUUGGAGAUAGCCACUGUCAGCCACGCCGAAUACGAUGUAAUAUUUUCCUAUGCUACAGAUUAUAGAUAGAACGUGAAGGUCAGUCCGUUCUGGUAUAGACGUCCUUGAUUUGAUCGCAAAGUUACCCUGAAGUCAUUUGUUCGUAAUUGACUGUUGUCGAAGUUCUUUACAAUGAAUUUUGUAUUCAAGAUUAGUUUUUAUUGCUCUAAAGAAUAUAAAGUUCUUUCACAA
Rhopilema esculentum is the source of this 1613-nucleotide messenger RNA. RefSeq lists its product as uncharacterized. Gene Ontology annotation, biological process: proteasome-mediated ubiquitin-dependent protein catabolic process; ubiquitin recycling. The record is from RefSeq and is a predicted model, not a curated record. Gene Ontology annotation, cellular component: nucleus; cytoplasm. Lineage: Eukaryota; Metazoa; Cnidaria; Scyphozoa; Rhizostomeae; Rhizostomatidae. Gene Ontology annotation, molecular function: ubiquitin binding.